Trichomonas vaginalis G3 is the source of this 408-nucleotide messenger RNA. Its product is annotated as protein maturation by iron-sulfur cluster transfer. Gene Ontology annotation, molecular function: 4 iron, 4 sulfur cluster binding; iron ion binding; 2 iron, 2 sulfur cluster binding. NCBI's taxonomy places the organism in Eukaryota, Parabasalia, Trichomonadida, Trichomonadidae. Gene Ontology annotation, biological process: iron-sulfur cluster assembly. The transcript has a single exon. Bases 1 to 408 code for a protein of 135 amino acids. The record is from RefSeq and is a predicted model, not a curated record. Gene Ontology annotation, cellular component: mitochondrion.
AUGCUUACUCAGGCAUUUCGUUCUUUUAGCGCAGCCAAAAAGCCACUAUUCAAUAUCACAUCCGCUGCUGCCAGAGAAAUUACUAAUAGAUUAAAAGCCGACUUCGAAAAUAAAAUGUUUCGUGUCAAUUUAAAGUAUGGCGGACCUGCUGGCUUAAUUUACGAUUUUGGAUUUGAUUCAAAGGCAAAAUCCAACGAUAAUGUUUUCGUCAAAGAUGGCGCAAAAGUAGUUUUGGAUAAUAACGCUAUGGAUUACCUCAAAAACUCAACUCUUGACUUCGCUAGCGAUUCUAACUCAUCUUCCUUUAAGAUUGUCCUUCCUACAAAACCUAAUGUUCAUUGGUGCACUUGUGGCAAUCGUUCCGAUAAAGUUGAGUGCACAUGCUUCUUCGCCGGUUUACCAAACUAA